AUGAAUAUCUCCAACGACUUAGAGUCGAACUCGAGUGAGGAGAUGGACAGUUGGAUCUCCCAGUAUUGUUCAAUCUUUGGCCACGACUACUUUGUGGAAGUCGCGCCUGAGUUCAUCGAAGACGAUUUCAACUUAACGGGGUUGAGCUCAGUUGUUCCGUUCUAUAGAGAGGCACUGGAUGUUAUUCUGGAUCUGGAACCCGAAGUCCCCAUCAAAGUCUCCAACGUUCCACUGGUGGAGCAUGCUGCCCAGCUACUAUAUGGAUUGAUUCAUGCAAGAUUCAUUCUCACCAAACAGGGAUACCAUCUCAUGGCAGAAAAAUACGAACAGAAAGUGUUCGGAACCUGUCCACGAUACUACUGCGAAGGAAUGCGACUCAUACCUAUUGGGCGCUAUGACCAGACGGGAAUCGAGACCGUGAGACUGUACUGUCCAUGCUGUAACGAUAUCUAUCUUCCGUCGUCGUCCCGCUACUUGAACAUCGACGGUGCAUUUUUCGGGACUUCCUUUGCUGGUCUUUUCAUCAAAAUGUUUCCCGAAAUCGAGAGGCAGUGUCAACAGCGGCUCAACAGGCAAUACGAACUCAAGUUGUUUGGAUUCCGCAUUAAUGAGAGAGCGGCCUCGGGACCUCGUAUGAAGUGGCUCAGGCAGGUUCCCAGAACUAAAGAGGAAAUAGAGGAGUUUGACAAAUGUGAGUUUGAGCUCCCUCAGGACGAUUACAGAGAAGACACAGAGCGCAACGAGCAUGACGGAAGUGAGAGCGUCAUGAGUAUAGCCCAGGAAGAAGAAGAGCAGUAGCACAAUAGAUUUAUAACCGGAAGGCUCAAUUUAUGAAAUGAAGAACGACAAAAUGCAAUGCCAAGCUGGCAAAUAUAUAGUCACCCAAUGCGCGUUCUGGAGUGAUUCCUUUGAACACGGUUUUGUUGGUAUCCAAAGUUUGUAACCUCAACGACACUGUAAGCACAAAUUGCGCCACGGUUGCAAUAAACCCUCCCAAAAAUGCGUUGAAGGGGAACGUUCCGACCAGCAGGCAGAAAAGAAACUGCCAGAUCCCGAGACACACCAAAAACACCAGGAAAGCGUCGAUCAAGCGUAACUUUUGGUUGUCCUUUGUUUCCGAAAUAUAACUAUUGAACGAGAUCUUCAUGGAAGUACCCAGCUCCUGAAAGAGCGAAAUUGCAUUCGCUGUAGGUUCUGCAGCAACAGAGCUGCCAUGUUUCUUUAUAACAGGCGCACUUUUUGACUUUGCGUCUUU
Molecule: messenger RNA, 1255 nt
Organism: Ogataea polymorpha
Lineage: Eukaryota; Fungi; Ascomycota; Pichiomycetes; Pichiales; Pichiaceae
Exons: 1
Coding region: 1-798 (265 amino acids)
Cellular component (GO): protein kinase CK2 complex; cytoplasm
Molecular function (GO): protein kinase regulator activity
Source: RefSeq, a predicted model, not a curated record